Rotaria sordida is the source of this 1044-nucleotide messenger RNA. NCBI's taxonomy places the organism in Eukaryota, Metazoa, Rotifera, Eurotatoria, Philodinida, Philodinidae. The record is from the annotation of a GenBank genome assembly.
AUGACGUUUGAAACAAAAUUAAUGGCAAAAUUUGAAGAUCUUUCAGAUGAAAUUAUUAUUUCUAUAAUCGAAUAUUUAUCAUUAGAAGAUUUAAUUUUAAUAUUUGGAAAAUUAAAUACUCGAUUAUCAUAUAUUAUUUUUGAUCAUCCAUGGACUCAACAUCAACUUUAUCUUCAAACAAUAGAUAAUAAUACUUUGAAAAAAAAACUUGAUUUUAUUGAAAAUAUGAAAUUAACAACAAGAAUUUCAUUGAUUAAAAUUCGUCCAUUUAGUAUUUAUCGUAGUAUUGAAAUAUUUAAUCAAUAUAAACCAUUAUCUAAUUUUGUAAAUUUACAAGCUUUAUCUUUAAACAAUAUUACACUAGACGAAGCUGAAUCAAUAUUUACUUCAGAAUGUUUAUCAAAAUUAAAUAAUCUAACUCAUUUAUGUAUUAUUUUUUCAUUUGGAAUUGAACAAAAUAAUUAUAGUCAACGAUUUGAAUGUUUAAUUUCAAAAAUUCUUAUUCAUCCAUCACUUCGAUAUUGUAUUUUUCGUACAGCUCAAUCACUUGAAUUUUCACAAUUACAAUCAUUAUCUUUUGUUGAAUAUCUUAAUAUUAAUUAUUGUAAUUUUCAAAGUUUAUAUACACUUUUUAAAUUUACUCCUUAUCUUCGUCAUUUAACUGCAACUAUUGCAACAAUUAAUGAAUUAAAAACUGAACAAAUAUCAAUACCUUCUUCAAUUAAUUCACUUAAAUUAAUAUUAUGUAUAUCUUUAUAUGAUGAACUUACUAAUUUCUUAAAGAAAUUUUCAAAAUUACAAAAAUUAAAUAUUAUUACAUAUUCAAUUAUUGAACCAUUAACAUUUACAUCAUCUUGGUUUAAAUUAAUUACAGAAUAUUUACCUUCAUUAACACAAUUUAGACGAGAAUCAAAUGUAGCUUUAGAAAAUAUUGCUUCAUAUGUUGAACCAUUUCAUUGGCCAAAUGGAUGGCAAUUCAAUGAAAAACGUAUUGCAAAUGGUUCAAAUUAUUCUCGAGUUAUAAUCAUUAAUACAAGAUUUUAA